CCCUCCUCUCCCCUCCCUCCUCUCGCCGCAGCCCGGGCUUCUCCCGAGUCAAAACGCGGAUCAGGUUCCCUGCCUCCAGUAUAAAAAUCACGGCGAGAGGGGGGAGACACGGGGCGCGGGAGGAGCGGGGCGUGAAGCGGCGGCCGGCGAGAGCCCGUCCGUGGGGAAGCGGAGGGACGCGCUGCGGCGGCGGCAGCAGCAGCCGCUGCUCACCGGGGACACCCGCGGCUUUUCCCGCCCCCCCCCCGCCCUCCCUUCCCCCCCCCCUCCCCAACCCCCCCCCCAACCCACCCACCCCCCCGACACCUUCUCAGCUGCGGGAGAAGAGCUUUGUGCCGCGCCCGAAAAUGCAACAGCAACAGCAGCAACGUCGCGUGUUCACAGCUGCCCUCCUGGCACUUGUUUUCAUACUGGCAGCUGUGAGUACCACUGAGGCUGGCAAAAAAGAGAAACCAGAGAAAAAGGCGAAGAAGUCUGACUGCGGGGAAUGGCAGUGGAGCGUCUGCGUGCCCACCAGUGGUGACUGUGGCCUGGGCACGCGUGAGGGCACUCGCACCGGAGCUGAGUGCAAGCAAACCACCAAAACUCAGAAGUGUAAGAUUCCCUGCAACUGGAAGAAGCAAUUUGGAGCGGAGUGCAAAUACCAGUUCCAGGCCUGGGGAGAAUGUGACUUGAAUACUGCCUUGAAGACUCGGACCGGGAACCUAAAGAGAGCCCUUCACAAUGCUGACUGCCAGAAGACUGUCACAAUCUCAAAGCCCUGUGGGAAGCUUACCAAACCCAAACCUCAAGAAUCCAAGAAGAAGAAAAAGGAAGGCAAGAAACAAGAGAAGAUGCUGGAUUAAUGGAGCCAACUUGGGCAAUGUGAGAAAGGGACAUCAGCAAACAUGAUCAGUUAACAGUUUCAUUUAUACCUAGGCAUUUUAUCCUAAAAUUAUUUAUAGCUUAAUGGUACCAUAGAAGGAAACAAACACAGAAAAAAAAAAAAAUCCUUUUUUAUUACUUUAGUCUUUUUAAUGUAUAACCCUAACAACAAUUUUUAGAGGCCUGUAAUAAAGGCCUCCAAACUCAUUUAGAAAAUUAUGUCUAUUGUAUAUUGAACAAUGUAGAGGUUUUAAAAAUAUUUUUUUCUCAAGUCUUGCCAUAGGUCUCAUUCUGUUAGUUACUCCAUGCAAGCAGAACCUGAACCUGUGUGGAGCUCGGCUGAAGCCAGCGGUGCCCUGAGUUAACAUAGGGGGCUGGCUGGAUACAGUUAUAUUUAAGAUUGGGACCUUAUAUCUGAAAAAAAAACCAGACUUGUUUCUUAAGUUCGUAUUACAUCUGGAUAACUAUGAAAUUAUUUGUUUAAGGAAAGGGUGGGGGCAUUUUGUUGGGUAUUUACAGCCAUAUAAUUUUUUCGGAUGUGUGGUGAAUACUCAUUCCAAAAUGCCACCAUCUCCAGGUAAAAACAAGUCACACUCUUAUCCUUGGUCAUAUUUUGCAUGUUGGCAGUAAAAAUUCUGAAAUCUUUCAACAGUUGUACAUAGAAGAGCCCAAAUUUUUCACUAUUUUCUAGCAAUGAUUUUUCCAAGUGAAACGAUAGCAAAACUUUUCAUAUUUUAGCGUAUCAAUGCUGGUGGAUGGUAGUGUCCUCUGUUUUACCUAUAAAAGCAGAAAAUUGCUUUCUUUUAUUUGUUUGUUUUGCCAGAGGGGAGAAUAUCCCUUUCACUAAAAUCUAGCUGAAAUUGUUGCGAUUCUGCCUGACCCAACUCCCUUUUGUAUCAGUGGGAAUCUUUCUGUUGAUUUGAAUUAGAGUUGGUAGAAAAAUAGUAUGUCUGGUGGGAAGUAACAAAAGAAAUUUAUUUGGAAACUGCCUGAGAUAGCUCAUAUUUUUGACCAAAAAUGUGGCAGUUUGUGGGACGUGAAACUGAUAAGAAUGAAGUUAAUUUUUGUUUCUCUGUUAGUAAAGCAGAAGGGAAAUAUAAAACCAGUACCUUUUGCUUUCUUCCAUUUUUAUAUAAGCAAAAAGAGGUUGGAAAAUCUCAGUCAAAAUAAAAACGGUUCUUUCCUUUAAAAAUUUUUUGGAAAUCUGCACGGGAAGAAAAGGAAAAGUUAUAACCAGCUCCUUUUAAUUUUGUUCAAUUUUACCCACUUUAAAUGACAAUAAGUCCGGAGAAAAGUCACUGAGUAGAAAAAAGAUCUGACAAAGGGCUAGUCUGUCCCCAGGGAAGGGGUUGGUCACCAAACUAAGCAACCAGACAUUUUAGAGGAAAUAUAAGGGAUUUCAGUGCCCAAAUGAAUUGAAAAAUCAUUGCUUUUAAAUUCUAAAUCUUAAAAUUCAACACCAAGAAAUAAUCUUUGCCAUUUGAGUAGGCUGCAGGCUUGCCUGCUGGUCAGGAGGAAUAGUCUCCCUCGUACUGCUGUGGGUACCCACUGGCUUCAGCAAAGCUGCAGCAGGGCGUGUUCAUCUGAGUAAAUCAAAUUGCUCUCUUGGGAUUAGCUUGUAGACAAGCAGAGAGUCUUUUUCCAGACUAACAUCACUCCCCUUUUCUAUGCAAAAAAAAAAUUGAUAACAGUUGCAGAGCUUGCCCUCUUUUUUUCUCACAUGGAGGGUAUGGCUGAUCUGAACUCACAGUCAGGCAAAUCCUGUAGAUGUUCCCAAACCCUUCUCAAGCCAGCUAGCCAAGGCUCUGCGCAUAGCUCAAGGUAGACUAGCCACACAGUUGUUUCCCAGACUCCUUGGGUGUGUUUUGCAGUCUGUGUUGAUGUCCUUGUUAUUCUGACUACGCUGUUGGACAUACCCGAGCCAGUGGUAUAGUUAAAAAUGUCCCCAGCAUGUGGUGGAUGUGCAAUGACCAAACCCAAAAUCAUAAAGGCUCAUAUUUGGGUGGUUCUGGGUGCUAUUUGGUUUGUUCAUGGUCUAAUCAGGUCUACCUGUGCUUGUGCCUCAGACUUAAACUAGUGGAUUGGUAGGUCUGACUGGAAGCAAAGGGAGAAAGAAGCUUUUUCACUCACCAAAGGUUUGUCUGUCUAAAUGCUGCAUCAGCUCACUUAAAGUGGUUUAGCUUUGAGUGCGAACACUGUUGCACCAUUGUCUUACACUGGUUAAUCUAGUCCAUGUUUCAUAGGGAGCUGGCAGGAGUUGGGAAUGAUGCUGAGACCAACAGUUUGACUGUCCUUUAGCAAACCUUAGAUGUGACUUCUGAUUUCCACCUCUGUGAGUAAGAAGAAAUUAAAUUCCUCUCUGUUUCUUCUGACACCUUAUGGCCCUUAUGAUUAACUGCCCAUCUGGCUUGUUAAAGGAACAUUCCUAAUAGUUUUUGAAGGAGGCCAGUCAAGUUCCUAUGGUGGUGUAGGGCCUCCAUGGGAAAACAAAGGAAAAAAACCAAAACAAAAUAUUAAGACCAGACGAAAGCGCAGCAGUCCUGGUAGCAAAGGGUGUGAAAUAGGAGAACACUUCCUCUGUACUACUCAGCUGAAUAUGUUUGGAUCUAUAUUGGCAUCCUACUGUUGAAAAUAAUUGGAGUUGUAUCUCUCAUAGUUUAUAAACAAUGAAAAAUGUUUCCAAGAAACUAGCAGAAAACAUUAUGUGGAAACUCUAGCUAUGAAGGAAAUGAUAAAAGAAAUUCAUGGCAGAACACGGAGGAAGAUUGAGUAGAACAGGUCAGUCAGGUCAGCUCUGAAAGGACAUAUGUGGUACCUGACAGAAGCAGUUGCUUCACUAGUAACAUUAUCAAGAAAGUAAGAGGAAAGUAUCUGAAGAAAACCUCUUUCCAUACUAUCUUGCUCAGUUUCCACUUGGGUCAUUCUGAAAUUUCUCUUCAAUUCUUCUCUAAUCUUCUACCCUCCCUCCUUUGGGAGGGUAAGCUUGUCUGCCAGUGCUGUGGGGGUGGCUACUUCAGAUGAAAUAUGUGGUUUGCUCUCUUGGUGCUAUCCUGUUACAGUUGAAAAUGACUUAGCAUAGAUGUGUUGCUUAGCUAGUUUAGCCAACUGAAGUUUGUUUCACAAAUGUCCCUCUCAUGAAGUGAUUUCCACCUUCAUUUGCUGCAGCUAUAAUAUGGUAGAAUAUGAUAGAAAUCCCCCGAAUGACAGCCUUUUUUUCUGAGCACUCAAAUCUCUUAGAAAAGAGAGGGGUAUGUUGCUGAACAUGAGCUAAAAUCUGAAUCUGCAUCCAGACUCUGGAUUCUAGCAAGUUUAAAUUUAGGGGAAUUUGGGUGUAACUCUGUUCCCUUCCUCUAAGUAGACUGAGCCAUGCUUCUAAGCAAUUAGGUUUGUUUAUAUCUUGAUUCAAAACAAUAUUUGAGGAUUGGGGCAUUUUCUGACUUUGACGUGUCUCCUGACAGAAGUGCCCAUAUUGAAAGAGAAUCAUUGCUUGUCAGCCUGGCAUAUUUAACAGACUAUUAAGUGCAGCAAAGCUGGAUGGCAAGACUCCAGGAAGGGGAAACAUUUAUUGUACAUAAAGGUAGAUACAAAGUUUUAAAUUACUGAUUCUCAUCUUCUAAUUGUAUAAUGACAUUGUGGACUGUACUGUUUUUCAAAGGAGAAAAAUCAGAAGAAAUGAAAGAAUAAUUAUUAUAAAACAUAUCAACAAACAGUGUUGGAAUCUUUGUCAAGAAGAGACAGAUAUGAAGUCAGGAGCAUUUUAUACAAACUUCUUUUGCAUGCUCCUGGAGUAGGGAAGACAGGAUGACUGGCUGGCACAUUUGUUUUUAUGCUGUGCUUGAUUUAUGCCUUAAUGAAAAAUAAUCAAAUGUAGAACGUUACAGAGAAGUAAAAUCCCACUCCAACCUCAAAAGAACACGUCCAAUGGGAGGCAAUAGCAAAAAGAGACAAAGUAUGUCUGUCUUUUUCUGGUUUAGGAGUGCAAGUUACAAUGAUGUUGAUAGAAAACAUAACAUAUUUCUUUAACUUUGGUGUAUAUCCUUCACCACUUGACAUGUGACAAUGGAAAAUUCAAGUAAAACAACAGAGCAUUAGGAUGAACUAAGGGGAAGUGAAUACUUACUGAGACUGUUUAUGGAAACGGGCCUAUAAACCCCCUGAAACUAACCAUGCUGCUAGCAGGGAGCAUCUGAAGAUAAACAUUGUGUAGCAUUCCCGUUUGUUUAAUGAAGUCCCUUAACAUAUGAUGAACUUUAUCUGAGUCUCCUUAGUCUGAUGUCAAUGAUGAGGGUGGGACAAAAGCCAGCCUGACUUUCCCUCAGUCUAGGAACUACACCUACAUUAACAGUGUAAACCUGCCAUUUUUCUAAAGCAAAAUAUUGGUGAGGUACAGCAUUUUGACGUGACACAGUAGUCUUUCACAUGACCCAAAUUCUUAUAGGAAGGAGAAACGGUAUGUCAAUGGGAGUAGGUAUUUCAUAUUAGAUCUUUUAAAAUUCUCUAGGACAGCAUCUUCUGAGAACUCCUGACUGUGUUCUCUCCAUUGCAAUGACAGAUUAUACCCAUUGUCUGCCUUCCCCCACUCAUCUCUAAUUUUGAUAGUAUUUGUAGGUUUUCUGUCAAUUCUGCUAAGGCACUCUACCUCUCAGCCAAACUUCUGUGGAUAUUGUUGAUCUUUCCUCAUGCUUGAGGCUGUAUUCUCCAUUUCUUGCUGGAUUGUUGCAAAACAGCCCCAGCAAGCCCCUACCAUCAGGUACCUCUCAUUCUGUCCUUCUAAGAAUAGAGGACACAGUAGCAACUUGUUAAUCGUAAGAUGAUAAUGAACAAAGAAGUAUGAGAACAAGCAAAGAGAUUCCCUAGUUUCAAUGGGAGGAUGGCUUGCUAGUAAAAGCUUUGUCAUAGCUCAACCUGGGUGAGGCUUCCUGGGAGACAGAAAUGCAUCACAUUUGAUCAAAAAUUAGAGACAAUGAUGAAAUAGUGUCUGCCCUCAAACAGAAAAUAACUUAGCUAUAUAAACAGUGGCAAGAAGCUGUGUGUUUCCCCAGUGUCCUUUUUUUUUGCCACCAAAUUAAAGAGAAGAGACAUGGUGCAUAGAGCUUCAGGAAUAGUGGAAGACAUGCCUGAGCAAACAGAGCAUGGAGAGGACAUCUUUUACCCCAUGGGUGUUUGCAUUUGGACAAAGUCUAGGUAGUGUUCAUAGCAGCAGAAAACUUCGUGUGCUUUUGGACCGAAACUAAACGAUGCUGAAGUCUAAUAAUUUUCCUAAUGUUCCUUUUCUGCUACUCUUCAAAAAUUGCAGUCUGCCUUGUUACCUCAUGACUCUGACCUGAGCAGAAAAGAGGUAUUUCAGGGAAAACAUAGGAAUUCAGCUAUAUUUCACUAUCAUUAUCUCUUUCUGCCCUUUCUGCAGUUUGCCAUUUAAAUGUAGAGUAUCUUGGGGUCCCAGAUGGCUGAAAACUCUGUAGGUAUCUCCAGCAUUUAAAUAGCUUGGCUUUGAGUUGCCUAUGAAAAAACUGUACCUACAGUUCUUACUCCUUUCUUAAAAAAAAAACCACAGUAACAAACAAAACCCACAACAAAACUGUGAAAGCAUGUGUCCAAUGUAUGAGUUUACGGACGAGAUGAAACAGAGGCUCCCAAGUAUUCCCAUUUCUGAAGGUUACUCAAAGACUACACAAAAGCUUUAGCCCUGAAUUCUGUGAUGUAAAGGUAGGAGGACAGAUAGCCUCUGCAGGACUGUCUUACCCAUCGCCAAUUUAAUUCAAUUAAUUACGCUGUUUGAAUUCCCUCACUCUAAUCUACCUGGCAACAAGACAUGAUUUAACUUUUCUCAUUAGGUCAUUCAUUACCCUUCCCAUAUUGUAAUUAUGUAGGUCAUCUAGAUUUUUACAGCUGAAGGAAAUGACUCUGAUAAUCCAGGCUGUGUUGUGGUUGCAGAGGGGACCUGAAGCAGAGGCUGGGUAGUACUGCUGCAGCUUGGGGCUGGAAACCAACUAAUGAGAAUGUCAGCAUCAGACACAGCAGCUCUCUAAAUAUACGUGCAUGCAUACUGCAUAUAUAUAUAUCUCCAGAUAUGGGGAAGCAAAACCCUGUAAAAAAGUCUACUGAUAACUCAAAAUGUCUCUCACAACUAGUGCUGCCUUCAAGCUAAAGUAGAAGUGAAAGAACUUUUUGUCCUGUGUCGUUAUUUACACAAUGGUACAAAAGUAGUAUAUAGGAUGAAGGGCUAGGUUUCUUUGGACUCGCCAGCAUAUCAGUUUAAGGAUGGCUGUGUCCAAGAAAAAUGCAAAACACAUGCCAAUGAAAUGGCCAGUAGAACUUAGUAUCAGAGUGAUGUUCUCUUCUGUCACGCCAAGUACAUGGAAGGGCUUUUGUUCAAAGCUUCAAAAAGUACUUCAGUUAGGUGUGAACAUAGAAACCCAGGCAGAAAAAGGCUUUUUCUCUGCCAAUAAAAAGGGAGGAAAAUGAGAAAAAAAGAUGGAAAAAACAAAGUAAAACAGAAAUCAUGUUAAUACUUGUAGUUUGUGUGCUAAACAGGAAGAAGGAAUGGAAGUCAAAAUAACAAAUUAAAGCCUGAAUAUUGUGUUCAAUGGAUUUCUAAUUCUGUAUAUAUCUAUUAAACCAGUGCUAUAUGAUAUCUUCUCAUGGAUUACUCUCUUUUUCCUGUUCCUUUUCCUUUUUUUUUUUUUUUUUCCAGUUUGUAUAUUGAUUUUGUAAGCUAGCAGUGUGUUACCCUUUUGAUUUUUUAAAACUUGUAUGAAAGCCAUAUAUCCAUAUUGUAGAAUGAAAGCAUUAAUCCUGUAACAUCCCUUAAUGUUUCCAUUAGUUCUGUGGGAUUGUGGGAGGCUCUAGCGAAUGUAUAUGUUUACCAAUUGUAUCAACAUAAUUUACUUGCUCUUAGUGGCGAUAAAGAAUUAAAUAAACUAAUACACUGAA
This is a messenger RNA of Tyto alba (common barn owl), 7797 nucleotides long. It is a transcript of the gene PTN, whose product is annotated as pleiotrophin. The record is from RefSeq and is a predicted model, not a curated record. NCBI's taxonomy places the organism in Eukaryota, Metazoa, Chordata, Aves, Strigiformes, Tytonidae. Gene Ontology annotation, molecular function: growth factor activity. Bases 348 to 845 code for a protein of 165 amino acids. The transcript has 5 exons.